AUGCUCUACCUGCACGAGGAGGCCGUCGUGCCCAUCCUGCACCGGGACCUCAAGUCCAGCAACAUUUUGCUCCUGGAGAAGAUAGAGCGGGAUGAUGACAUCUGGAAUAAAACAUUGAAGAUUACGGAUUUCGGGCUCGCAAGGGAGUGGCACAGGACUACCGAAAUGAGUGCUGCUGGCACCUAUGCGUGGAUGGCGCCCGAAGUCAUCAAGUGCUCCCUGUUUUCUAAAGGAAGUGAUGUCUGGAGUUAUGGAGUGCUGUUGUGGGAACUGCUCACAGGAGAAGCUCCCUAUCGGGGCAUCGACAGUCUUGCUGUGGCUUACGGGGUGGCCGUCAAUAAGCUUACUCUGCCCAUUCCAUCUACCUGUCCUGAGCCAUUUGCUAAGCUAAUGAAAGAAUGCUGGGAACAAGACCCUCAUAUUCGUCCAUCGUUUGCCUUAAUUCUGGAACAACUGACUGCUAUUGAGGGAGCUGUUAUGACUGAAUUGCCUCAAGAAUCUUUUCAUUCGUUGCAAGAUGACUGGAAACUGGAAAUUCAACAAAUGUUUGAUGAGUUGAGAACAAAGGAAAAGGAGCUGCGGUCCCGGGAAGAGGAGCUAACUCGUGCAGCUCUCCAGCAGAAGUCUCAGGAAGAGUUGCUCAAACGGCGUGAACAGAAACUUGCAGAACGCGAGAUUGAUGUGCUGGAGCGGGAGCUUAACAUUAUGAUAUUCCAGUUAAAUCAGGAGAAGCCCAAUGUGAAAAAGAGGAAAGGGAAGUUUAAAAGAAGUCGUUUAAAACUCAGAGAUGGACAUCGCAUCAGUUUACCCUCAGACUUUCAGCACAAAAUCACUGUGCAAGCAUCCCCCAACUUGGAGAAACGAAGAAGUUUGCACAGUAACAACUCCAGUCCACCAAGCAGCCCGACUCUAAUCCCUCGACUCCGAGCCAUCCAGUUGACUUCAGAUGAAAGUAAUAAAACUUGGGGAAGGAACCCAGUCUGUCGCCAAGAAGAAUUUGAAGAGAUAAAACGGAAUUUCAAGAGAAAAGGUUGCACCUGGGGACCAAAUUCGAUUCAGAUACAAGAGCGAACUAACUGCAAAGAAAGAAUAAGACCUCUCUCAGAUGGCAACAGUCCUUGGUCAACUGUCUUAAUAAAAACUCAGAAAACCAUGCCCUUGGCUUCCUUAUUUGUGGACCAGCCAGGUGCUUGUGAAGAGCCAGAGCCUUCCCCUGAUGGAUUAGAGAACAGAAAACCAAAGCAAAUACAAUUGGCCAAUCAAGCCUACAUUGAUGUACCUCUUUGUAGGGACGACCACAGGGAGAACACUGGGGCACCUGAAAGCUUUGAGGAAGACUCGGCCGGCUCUGCCCCGGGCACCCCUCAGGUGACUCCUACAGAUAGUCUGAGAAGAGCACCCCAGAAAAAGAAAAUGGAUUCUGCUGUGUACGCGUGCACCGUGCUUCUUGCAUCCGUGGCUUUGGGACUGGAUAUUCGCGAGCUUGUGAAAGCACAGACUUCCGAAGAGUUACUGCUCAAGGAAGAAAAGAAGAAAAGAGAGGCAAGCGUGCAGCGUGCUUCCAGGUCUCACAGAAGUGCCAGUCCUCUAACAAGACUGCAGUCUAAGAGAGAGGAGAUGGACGGUGCUCCUUCGUUCCCACUGCCAAGCGCUAUGAACCUCUUGUCCACGCCAUCGCUUUCCACGAAGUGCCUGCUGCAGCCUGACCAGGAUGACAUAUCUGUGGGCAGCACACACACCACCUCUUACCUAGCCAUUCCUGCUCCACAGGUUUGCUCUGCCUUCCCAGGAGGUCACCAUGAGCCCACCUCCGUGUCAAGACUUGACCUUGAUCACGACCUCCUGAAAAAACAGUUAUCUUCCCCCAUGGAGCAUGGAAAUGUGCCUUAUGGUGCACCUUCACGGGGAAGAACAUCACAUCACAGACGGACCCUGUCUGAUGGAAAUGCUUCUCAGUUUCCAACUGGCGCAACUGUUACCUCGACCACCGGAGCCCCUGAACUCCCACUUCAACAGGUUUGGGAGGUGUGACACCUCCC
Echinops telfairi (small Madagascar hedgehog) is the source of this 2039-nucleotide messenger RNA. It is a transcript of the gene MAP3K21, whose product is annotated as mitogen-activated protein kinase kinase kinase 21. Gene Ontology annotation, molecular function: ATP binding; JUN kinase kinase kinase activity. Bases 1 to 2031 code for a protein of 676 amino acids. NCBI's taxonomy places the organism in Eukaryota, Metazoa, Chordata, Mammalia, Afrosoricida, Tenrecidae. Gene Ontology annotation, biological process: protein phosphorylation. The record is from RefSeq and is a predicted model, not a curated record. The transcript is spliced from 10 exons.